CAGAGGAGAGCAGAGCAGGACCUGUGGAGCCGGUACUCACUGAACUGAUAUACCUCAGAGCCAGCAUCAUGGUGCAGUCCCUGGCCUGGGCAGGUGUGAUGACUCUGCUGGUGGCCCAGUGGGGCUCUGCUGCAAAACUGGUCUGCUACCUCACCAACUGGUCCCAAUACCGGACAGAGGCAGCUCGAUUCUUACCCAGGGAUGUGGACCCCUACCUGUGUAGCCAUGUCAUCUUCGCUUUUGCUGGAAUGAACAACCACCAGCUCAGCACUGUACAGCAUAAUGACAAACUUCUCUACCAGGAGCUGAACGGCCUAAAGAAGACGAACCCCAAGCUCAAGACCCUGUUAGCCCUCGGGGGCUGGAGCUUUGGUACCCAGAAGUUCACCGACAUGGUGGCCACAGCCAGCAACCGGCAGACCUUUGUCAAGUCAGCCCUAAGUUUCCUGCGCACUCACGGUUUUGAUGGCCUUGAUCUUGACUGGGAGUACCCUGGAAGCCGUGGGAGCCCAGCAGUAGACAAAGAGAGAUUCACAGCCCUGAUACAGGACUUAGCCAAAGCCUUCCAGGAGGAAGCCCAGUCCUCAGGGAAGAACCGCCUCCUUCUGACUGCAGCUGUACCGAACGAUCGAGGCCAGGUGGAUGCUGGCUAUGAGGUGGACAAGAUUGCUCUGAGCUUGGAUUUCAUCAACCUCAUGGCGUAUGACUUCCACAGCUCCUGGGAAAAGACCACAGGGCAUAACAGCCCCCUCUACAAAAGGCAAGGAGAGAGUGGGAUAGCCGCUGAGCAAAAUGUGGAUGCUGCUGUGAACCUCUGGCUGCAGAAGGGGACUCCUGCCAACAAACUGAUCCUUGGCAUGCCCACCUAUGGACGCUCCUUCACCUUGGCCUCCUCAUCAGACAACAAAGUUGGGGCCCCAGCCACAGGGCCUGGUGCCCCAGGUCCCUAUACUAAGGACAAAGGGAUACUGGCUUACUAUGAGGUCUGCUCCUGGAAGGAAGUACAGAGAAUCGAGGACCAGAAGGUGCCCUAUGCCUUCCAGGGCAACCAAUGGGUGGGAUUUGAUGACAUGGAAAGCUUCAGAGCCAAGGUUGCCUAUCUGAAACAGAAGGGGCUGGGAGGGGCCAUGGUCUGGGUUCUGGACUUGGAUGACUUCAAGGGUUCCUUCUGCAACCAGGGCCAGUACCCUCUCAUCCGGACACUCCGGCAGGAGCUGGGUCUUCCAUCCGUGGCUCCAAGAAGCUCAGAACAGGAAGUACCUGGGCCACACGGGUCUUCUGAGCCAGAGCAGGGACCCAGCCCAAGGCUAGACAACUUCUGCCAAGGCAGAGCUGAUGGGGUCUACCCCAACCCCAGAGAAAAGUCCAGUUACUACAACUGUGGAGGGGGGCGGCUGUUCCAGCAGAACUGUCCCCCAGGCCUGGUGUUUAGAGACUCUUGCAAAUGCUGUACCUGGGGUUGAGUCCCUGGAACCCCAUCCGACUCCAAUCUGAGGCCAAGUUUGAUAUCUCCCAACAGCCUGCCUCUGCUUUCCCUGGGGACUGCAGGCCUCUCUGUUUUUUCCAUGACCUGGCCACUGCUCAGCUUCUUGGCUUCCUUUUUGUCUCUUCUAGGCUGCCUCUUUACCUGAAAAAUAAACUUAUUUUUCACCCCU
Messenger RNA from Arvicanthis niloticus (Nile rat), 1655 nucleotides. It is a transcript of the gene Chit1, whose product is annotated as chitinase 1. Gene Ontology annotation, molecular function: chitinase activity; chitin binding. NCBI's taxonomy places the organism in Eukaryota, Metazoa, Chordata, Mammalia, Rodentia, Muridae. Gene Ontology annotation, biological process: carbohydrate metabolic process; chitin catabolic process. The record is from RefSeq and is a predicted model, not a curated record. Gene Ontology annotation, cellular component: extracellular region.